This is a messenger RNA of Cebus imitator (Panamanian white-faced capuchin), 12813 nucleotides long. It is a transcript of the gene FMN1, whose product is annotated as formin 1. The transcript has 20 exons. Gene Ontology annotation, molecular function: microtubule binding. The record is from RefSeq and is a predicted model, not a curated record. Lineage: Eukaryota; Metazoa; Chordata; Mammalia; Primates; Cebidae. Gene Ontology annotation, cellular component: endoplasmic reticulum membrane; nucleus; cytoplasm. The coding region runs from base 309 to 4565 and encodes 1418 amino acids. Gene Ontology annotation, biological process: actin nucleation.
AUCAUCAUCACCAUCGCCACCACCACCACCUCCAAGGCCACUACUAUCACAGCAUCUCUGUUCCUCCAUCAGAACUCUUCAAGUUCUGUAAAGGCAGAUUCUCCAAAGGCAUGCCUGGUGGCAUCACGUUUCUGACAUCUCAACGUCUGGGGCCUGCCCAAGCGAAGGCUGAUCUAGGCAGUCUCAUUGCUGGAGAUGACUGUCAGCUGCUUUCUCUGCAUAGCCACCAUCACAUGCCUCACCACUGGAGCCUGGGAAGCCUGACCACAAACCGGCAUCUCCAAGGCAUGAAUAAUUAGGUAGGCAUAAUGGAAGGCACUCAUUGCACCCUCCAAUUGCAUAAGCCCAUUAUGGAACUCUGCUACAUCAGCUUCUAUCUUCCAAAGGGGGAAGUCAGAGGAUUUUCAUACAAGGGCACUGUAACUCUAGACAGAUCCAAUAAAGGUUUUCAUAACUGCUACCAAGUCAGGGAGGAGUCAGACAUCAGCCUCAGCCAGGAGCCAGACGAACAUCCAGGCGACAUAUUUUUCAAGCAGACUCCCACGAAAGACAUUCUAACUGAGCUGUACAAACUCACAACAGAGAGAGAGAGACUGCUAGCUGAUCUCCUGAGCUCAGACCACAUCCUGGGGAUCGCGAUGGGGAACCAGGAGGGGAAGCUGCCAGAGCUGUCCGUGAGCCUCGCCCCUGAGGAUGACUGUUUCCAGAAUGCUGACAACUGGCAGGGAGAGCUCCCUGUGGGUCCUCUCAAUAAGAGGAGCACCCAUGGGAACAAAAAGCCUCGGAGGUUUGGUGGAAGGAGAGAGAGCUUUGGGGCUCUCCCACAGAAGAGGACAAGAAGAAAAGGGCGUGGAGGCCGAGAAUCAGCUCCUCUGAUGGGCAAGGACCAGAUCUGUUCCAGCAAUUCCCUUCCUCUUUCUAGAACAAGGCCUAAUCACUGGCUACUAGAGGGGAGAGGAAAUCUGCUCCCGAAUGGGGCACUUGAGUCCUCCCUGCAGAGGAGAGAGAGCUGCCCCUCAGAUAUUCCCAAGACACCAGACACAGACCUUGGCUUUGGGAGCUUUGAGACGGCUUUCAAGGACACUGGGCUUGGAAGAGAAGUGCUGCCCCCUGACUGCAGCUCCACAGAGGCAGGAGAGGAUGGCUUUCGGAGGCUGCCGAAAGGGCUGGAGCAUCAGCAAACAGGUUUGUCUGAAAGUCACCAGGACCCUGAGAAGCAUCCAGAGGCAGAAAAGGAUGAGAUGCAGAAGCCAGCUAAGCGGACUUGCAAGCAGAAACCUGUAUCCAAAGUGGUGGUCAAAGUUCAGGACCUGUCCUCCCAGGUACAGAGAGCAGUUAAAACGCAUUCUAAGGGUAAGGAGAGGAUUGCCAUUUGCCCAGACGCCCAAGCUGAGUUUGUACCCAAAGCUGACUUGCUCACCCUCCCGGGAGCUGAGGCUGGGGCUCGGGGUUCCAGACGGCGCGGCAAGGAGCGGCAAGGGAAUGGGUCAUGGAAGUCACCAGCCACGGAAGCAGCCUCCAUUUCUAGUGCACCAGCCAGUGCCGAGGGGGCUGUGAACAAGGUCCUCCUGAAGGUGAUAGAGAGUGAGAAGUUAGAUGAAGCCCCCGAGGGGAAAAGACUGGGCUUCCCUUUCCGCACGAGUGUCCCCCACACUCGCCCAGAAAUCAGAAACAAGAGGAGAGCUGGGUUGCCCCUCAGUGGCCACAAGUCCUUGUUUCUGGAUCUGCCCCACAAAGUAGGUCCUGACUCCUCACAACUCAGAGGUGAUGAUAAGAAGCCAUCCCCCCCAGCACCAGCAGCUCUUGGCAAGCUGUUUAAUAAUUCAUCCUCGCAGGCCAGCACACACAAACAGACGUUACCUGUUCCCUCGCCUCUGUCUCCAAGGCUUCCCAGCCCUCAGCAGCAUCACAGGAUCCUCCGGCUCCCUGCACUGCCUGGUGAGAAGGAAGCUGCUCUUAAUGACUCUCCUGGUAGAAAGAGCCGUGUCUUCCCUGGGUGCGUCUCUGCUGACACCUUGGAGCCACCAUCCUCUGCAAAGGUCACGGAGACCAAAGGAGCCAGCCCGGCCUUCCUCAGAGCAGGCCAACCUCAGUUGGUGCCUGGGGAACCUUUGGAAAAGAGCUCGGGGCCAGGGAAGACCACAGCUGAGCCCCAGCACCAGUCAUCUCCAGGUAUCUCCUCUGAGAGCUUUCCCUGGGAUGGCUUCAAUGAGCAGACACUUAAAGACCUUCCCAACAGGGAUGGAGGCACGUGGGUUCUGGGCUACAGAGCAGGACCAGCCUGUCCAUUUUUGCUUCACGAGGAAAGGGAAAAGUCAAACAGAAGCGAAUUGUACUUGGAUCUCCAUCCUGACCACAGCCCCACUGAGCAGGACGACAGAACUCCUGGCCGACUUCAAGCCGUCUGGCCACCCCCAAAGACAAAAGACACCGAAGAAAAAGUGGGACUGAGGUACACUGAAGCAGAAUACCAAGCUGCUAUUUUACACUUGAAGAGGGAGCACAAAGAAGAAAUUGAAAACCUGCAGGCCCAGUUUGAACUUCGUACAUUUCAUAUCCGGGGUGAGCAUGCAGUGAUAACAGCGAGACUAGAAGAAACCAUUGAAAAUCUGAAACACGAGUUAGAACAUAGAUGGCGAGGGGGUUGUGAAGAGAGGAAAGAUGCGUGCAUUUCCACCGAUGAUGACUGCCCUCCAAAGACCUACAGAAAUGUGUGCAUUCAGACAGACAGAGAGACCUUCCUCAAGCCCAGCGAAGGUGAAAGCAAGACAAUCAGAAGUAAUCAAUUAGUACCCAAAAAGCUGAAUAUCUCCUCUUUAAGCCAGCUCUCUCCCACAAAUGACCACAAAGACAUCCAUGCAGCACUCCAGCCAAUGGAAGGCACCGAGUCAAAUCAGCAGAUGGCACCCCCUCCACCUCCUGCACCGCCCCUGCCAGCAUCCAUCCCUCCCCCUCCGCCUCUUCCCCCAGGACUUGGAUCUUUGUCUCCAGCACCUCCAAUGCCACCGCCACCACCUCCACCGCCACCCCCACCACCACCUCUACCUCCACCUUCAAGUGUUGGACCUCCACCACCCCCACCACCACCCCCACUUCCUAACUUCCCUGCCCCACUCAACCCUGGAGGGCCUCCUCCUGCUCCAACCCCCCCAGGACUUGCACCCCCACCUCCCCCUGGACUCUUCUUUGGACUUGGCUCUUCUUCCAGUCAAUGUCCUCGAAAACCAGCCAUUGAGCCCAGUUGUCCCAUGAAGCCUUUAUACUGGACUAGGAUACAAAUAAGUGAUAGGAGCCAAAAUGCUGCACCAACCUUAUGGGACUCCUUAGAAGAACCCGACAUUCGGGACCCCAGUGAAUUUGAGUAUUUAUUCUCCAAAGACACAACUCAACAGAAGAAAAAACCUCUGUCGGAGACUUAUGAGAAAAAAAACAAGGUCAAAAAGAUCAUCAAACUAUUGGAUGGAAAACGAUCUCAAACUGUGGGAAUAUUAAUAUCUAGUUUACAUUUAGAAAUGAAGGAUAUCCAGCAGGCCAUUUUCAAUGUGGAUGACUCCGUGGUUGAUCUGGAGACCCUGGCAGCCUUAUAUGAAAAUAGAGCCCAAGAGGAUGAGCUGGUUAAAAUAAGAAAGUAUUACGAGAUAUCCAAAGAAGAAGAACUGAAGCUGCUGGAUAAACCUGAGCAAUUUUUACAUGAGUUAGCCCAGAUUCCUAAUUUUGCUGAACGUGCCCAGUGCAUAAUCUUCAGAUCUAUCUUUGCUGAGGGUAUCACCUCCUUGCACAGAAAGGUAGAGAUCAUCACGCGAGCUUCUAAGGGCUUGCUGCACAUGAAGAGUGUGAAGGAUAUUUUAGCUCUUAUUCUGGCUUUUGGAAAUUAUAUGAACGGAGGAAAUAGGACUCGGGGACAAGCCGAUGGAUAUAGCUUAGAAAUUCUGCCCAAACUCAAGGAUGUCAAAAGUCGGGAUAAUGGGAUUAAUCUGGUGGACUACGUUGUGAAGUAUUACCUGCGUUACUAUGAUCAGGAAGCUGGAACAGAAAAGAGUGUUUUUCCUCUGCCUGAACCACAGGAUUUCUUUCUGGCCUCCCAAGUUAAGUUUGAAGACCUCAUAAAAGAUUUGAGAAAACUGAAGAGGCAACUAGAAGCAAGUGAAAAACAGAUGGUGGUGGUGUGCAAGGAGUCUCCGAAGGAGUAUCUCCAGCCUUUCAAAGACAAACUAGAGGAGUUCUUCCAGAAAGCCAAAAAAGAGCAUAAAAUGGAAGAAAGUCACUUGGAGAAUGCACAGAAAAGCUUUGAAACAACAGUAGGAUAUUUUGGGAUGAAGCCAAAGUCUGGCGAGAAGGAGAUCACACCCAGCUACGUGUUUAUGGUGUGGUACGAGUUCUGCAGUGACUUCAAGACAAUUUGGAAACGGGAGAGUAAAAACAUAUCUAAAGAAAGAUUGAAAAUGGCUCAGGAGUCAGUCAGCAAGUUGACGUCAGAGAAGAAAGUGGAGACAAAGAAAAUCAAUCCCACUGCUAGCCUGAAAGAAAGACUGCGUCAGAAGGAAGCCAGUGUGAACACCAACUAAGAUGAAGACACACGGAAAUGAUGGCACUCGCCAUGGAGAACCUUGUACACAUGCUCUUUCUGACCCCAGGGCUGCAGGACGUUCUUGAGAGAUGUUACUAAAUGUUUUUUUGCUCAUCUCUGAGGUCAUCUGCAGAGAGCCCCAUGCCUUCUUUAAGAAGUCCCUUAUUAAGCCACAGGAACAAUGGGAAACUAUUUAAGGGAACACUGCAGAAAUAUUUGAUUAUUAUUUCUUAUUGAAGCCCAAAGUCCACUCUAAGACCAGAAGAAAUACCAAAAUUUUCUGAAACUUUUUUUAAAAGCUGAAAUUUCCAGCUUUAUAACCAAAGCUUGAUAUGUGUCACAUUUUCACAGAAGAGAGAAACGAUCAUUUAGGACAGUUGCCUUGGGAAGAGUUCAAGUCUUUGUCUUUACACCCUGCUGUUUUGAUUAUUGGUCUUAGUUUUGAUCCUAUUGCAGCAAAAUCCUGCAGCAUCUUACUCUCCAAUAAUGUUGCAACUUACCAAAACUAUUUUUGGAGGGGUCUAAGAAUAUGUAUUUUCCAGACUAGAAAAAUGAUUUUGUUAUUCAUGUAAUGGAAAGGAGAAAAAAAACAGAAUUGUACCUGGGUAGAGAAAGGGAGAUAAACAGCCAUAAACUUCAUCCUGGAGAACAAGUUAUCAUGCAAGGACUAGACAUCUGUUAUUAAGUGAGUCCCAUUCUUGUUUCUGUAUCAGUCCUUCAUGGUUUUGUGGGCCAGCAGAGAUUCUGCACCCUAACUCUCAAGAGAAACUAAUACCUGAGCAAGCACAGCCUUAGGGUCAGAGAACCUGCUUGGACAAGGGACCCAGUGGCCAGAGCACCUUUCACAUUUUGGAUCAUUCGUAAAUGGGCAAUGUUGUGUGGACAUGCCGCCGAGUUCUACGUCGUGUGCUGUGACUGUGCAGCUGGACCUCCCCCACCAUCCCCAGGAGGCAGUUUCCAGACAGGAGAGCAAAUGCAACUCACAGCCUCCACUCAUGACCCUGACAAGGUGUGUGAAGUAGGAUGAAGCAGGACUGUUUAAUGUCAAAAAAACUUAAGGGCAGAAAAAAAGUUUCUUACAUCAAAAUGAAAAGAUUACAUUAAUAUGAAACUCCAAGUGGAUUAUUAUUCAUAGGCAGCUUUUGUGACCCUGGCUCUUGAGUCACAUGGGGAAACCACCUUGGACCUCUCUGACGAUGUUGUCCUUAAGCCACCUCUCUGAAUUUAUCUUGUGAGGAGUGAAGAUAGGACUGGAUAUGAAUUGAGAAUAUGAUCAAAGACUCAUUUUUAGGCCUUGAAGGAGAGGCCCGAGCUUUUUCCUCCAAUUGGUAGAGGACUGUCCAGAGAUGAGCAAGCAUCUUAAAUUCCUUCCUGAUCCAGCCACCACAUGUGGCCUGCCCCUUCCUCCACCGUCUUUCCAGAACCCUUGGACUUGCCAGGUGCCUGAGCAUCUUCCCAGGAUAUGCCUGCCAGCCAGCAGCCCCUCAGGAGUGCUCCUGCAAUAGAUGCAGUAACAAAAGCAGCACCAUAUCCUCAUCUAAUGUCAGCCUCCGGAAUGAAGUGCAGUCAGGAUCAAGUCAUACAAGCCAUAUUCAUACAGGUGCUAACCACCUUUUCUACUGGUUCAACUGAAAGGAAUAUGGUAAUAUAAUUGGAUUUUUUAAAUUCAAAAUAAAGGAAUGAGACAAGCAAAAUAGCAAAGCUGAGAAGGAACAUGCAUGACUAAAAAGGCUUGAAGUUGCUUGUGAGCAAGCUGCUUUUUAUACGCUUUCUUAGUUUUCUUGAUUUUCACUUAACUCAAGACACCCAAAAGAACUAAUUAAAAACUAAUUCCACUCAUAGCCGUCCCCGUGCUCCUUCUAGUGUUAUGCACAAAAAAAGUGCCCGUUUUACCCAUGCCAUAGAAAUCAGCUCUGAGUUCUGUGGUGCCCUGGUAGGCUGCUAAGAGCAGCAGGUGGUUUGCAGUGGAGUCACAGUAGCCCACUUCGGUCUCCAAAUAGGAUGCUCAUGAGAAAUCACUAAAGGUAAGCAAGGUUGUCACUGUGGCCACGUAACUCUUCCAGGGCCAGUGCUGAAGAAUAAUGAGUGAAAACACUUAAUUGGAGCUCAUCCUAGUCAACAGACUAAAACUUGGCAGUAAAAUGUCUGUUUCUACAAAGCAAGAUUUGCCUGCCUCGGUUAGGGAAACCUAGUGGUUUUGUCACACUAGUCAAUGUAUUAAUGUUAGUGUUUUAAGACAUGACAAAAUCUUCAUUAUUCUCACCUAAUUUGAACCCUGGGAUGCCCCCUCCCAAGUCCACCAGUGUACCACAUUGUUGACACAGCCUUCAUUUUUAACUCAAGUUGAUGCUCAGUAAAGGUCAAUGAUGGUUUGUUCAAGGAAUUUCAUCUACAAUAACCUGGAGUCCUUGAAAAUGAUCCCUGUAAAAUGCUGUUGAGCUUGUGUUCAGUGCAACAGGAGUGUCUAAACCUUCCCUGGAGAAGAGGUGAUCAGGAGGCCAUUUGGCAGCUUGAGCACAUCCAGCCAGCAGGCUUUAAGUGGCUGUUGUAGGCAUAGCCCUCCCUCAACUACAAAGCAGAGUAGCCAGUAUUGCUAUGCUGUGUCUAACCAGACACUCACACCUGACUUACUAGUAACUGAGAACCCUUAAUCUACAAACAAGUUUUUCUCUUCCUAGACAAAAUUCACUAAGUCUAAGGACACAAUGUGACAGUUCAGAUUCUUGCAUUAGAAAUUCACAAUAAGUGUCAGAGCACACAAUAUCAUAAGUUCCAUAAAUUACACAAAAUAUAUCAUAAAAUAUACUAUAGACAUGUUAGGUAAAAAGCAUCAGGCCCAUCAAGUGUCAAAAACCAGGUUAUGGCUCUUACCUCAAGAAGCGGCAGCUUAUGGGGAAAAAGGAAUAAGAAAAAUUGUGGCCAAGCAGAAGUGGAUGUAUAUGACGGCAGUGGAGGCCCAGAGGUCUCAGGUGAUUGCCCUACUGCCCAACAAUUGCCUUUUGAAUCCUUAUGCUGAUGAUGGUGUCUUUCUACACACUCACUGCAACUACUCAGGAAUUAUGGAGAAAGAUUUUCUGACAUCUGAGAAGUAGAAUAAGGAAACCCAGUGGUGCUAUUAUACUCAGAUUGCCAGUAUGGUUGAGAAAUUGAGUAUCAGAGGGCAUGCUGGUCUCCCCUCCCAUCUAUCACGGUCAGAAGAAGCUGCAAACCUUCUUGGCCUCCUUCAGGUACACCUCUUGUUUUCUUAAGUACCACAGAGAAUGGUGUUUCCUAAAUGAAUAGUUCAUAUACGGCUGGUAAAGAAAAUGGAAAAACUGAAGGAAGGAAUGUAACAUGUUUGUAGAAAUAACCCCUCUGGUAAGACAAGUCUUUUUUUCCCUAAGGGCCACAGUGAGAUGUAGCAGAAGAAAUAUGUGUAUUUGGGGCAAAGAUUUACCUGUUGGCCUGGGAUUGCAUAUUCCCUCUACAUGAUGCUGUCUGCAACAGAGGAAUUUUCUUUUUAAUUAUAUUUUUCCUUUCUUGAAAGUUAUGUAUCCUCAUUUCUAUUUCUAUUUCUGCUUCUCCCUUGGCCACUUCAUUGAUGCAGAUCACACAACAGCACAGCAAACUGCACUAAGUCAGUGUGUGACGGGGAAUUAGCAAUGCACACCUGCAGGCCCUUUUUCCCAGGAACCAGGUUCUAACAUUGACAGGGGAAGCUGUUCAUUCCCUGACAUACUAAAUUGGUCAGUUUUGUAGUACUCACCUCUGCCCACAAAAACAAAGAAUCAAUUUGGAGCUUUAUAUGGCAAAGAGAAGGAAUACCUCCGAAAAUAGCCUUCCUCCCUCUCCCCUCCCAUAUAUCUGAUCCAAAUAUCAAAUAUCUGAUUUUAUAAAGUAGUUUAAGCUGCCUUUUUAAAUUGCUGUCAAGAAGCAUCAGGUAUAUUUGAGCUCCUUUUUUUUUAAUCCUGUCUAUUCUAAUCAGAGAAAGAAAUGGCCGAAAAGUGGAGAGGAAAGAAAAAGCUUCUGUUUUUAAAAAUAUUUUUAUAGUAGUUAUUUUACCUUUAGGGACCCUACAACUGAAGAGGGUGGAGAGAAUAAGGAAAUAGACUUUUCAUAUCUGCUUUGUCUUCAUAAAGAAACCUGCCACACAGAUGAAACCAGUCUAUGUGGCCAAACUGAUUGAUAGGAUUUGCAAAGUGGGUAAUUUUUAGCCUUUCCAGAAUGCAAAUAACUUGCUUGAUAUAUUUCCAUUUUCCAGCUAUAAACAAUCCAGCUGCCUGGAAUCUUAUUAGUACAGAAGCGGCUUUAAAAAAGCACCCUCGAACACUGGACUCAGCAGAUCUUUCUCCUUUAAACUUACAUAAUGAUAUUCAUAUCUCCAUUAGCAAUUGAAUCCAGGCAUAACCAGGCUCAGUUACACAGCUGUAUGUGACCGAGAAGCCCAUUUUGUGUCACUUCUGCACACUCGUCAGCUGUUGACACCUUAUUAGAUGCACUGCAUUUUUGCUUCACAAUUCUUCAUCUCCCUUCCCAAGGAAUGGGCAGUCUACCAAACUCUUCCAGAUCAAUGCUUUGUUGUAAAGUGAUAAAUUUAAGAGAAUUUUAACAUGUCAAAUUUGAAGCCAAUUCAGUAGCCUUAUUUGUUCCAAGACUCUUUAACCAAUACUGUGAUAUAAAGCUAGCAUUUGGGAAACUUGUGUAGUAAAGAACUGAUUUGGAGACAUGAAGAUAUUAAAAUGGCAGCCAGCUAACUCUGUCUCUUGAGCCACUAUGCGCUUUCUACCAAUGGAAAGAUGAUGGAGGCAAAUUAAGCCCCAUUCAGUAGGCCUGCUGUCCAGUGGAACUUACUGAACUCAUUUCCUCCUCUAUCCCCAGCCCUUCUCCUGGCUACUCUGGUGAUAACCAGGGGCAUAGAGGACCUUCUCUUCUCCAGUAGGGUAGUUUCCUGUAGUCAGUAGCUCACAUGAACUCCAGACUUUAUUUUACAUUACAUCUCUGAAGUACUUGAUCUGGGGAAGAUUGACUUUAAUUCCAUUUUUAUAUGAAAGUGGUAGAUAACAGCCGUCAAUUUGUUUUUCUACAUUUCCUCUAAGCUUAUGUAAUUUUGUUUUUAAAUAUUCUCUUAAAUAUACCGAGAAUCUUCUAUUCUGUCUCCUUUUCUAGAGGCUGAUCUAACUACACUUACUGGCUGUUUUUCCAAGCUUUGUGUGAAACUUGGUAACACUGGGCCAGCAAAAUGCAAAGUAGACUACAGUUUCAGGCAGAAAAUCUCAUCCAAAGAAUCCAGCAUGGAUUAAACCUCCACCACACUAUAGCUCUCACACGGGCUGAACAUUUUCCUAAACUCUACCUGUGCAGACAGUGAAAGGUUCUCUGCCUUUGAAACUAUGAGAAUGUCUUAAAUGACUAAUUCUCUCUAUAGUACGAGCUGCCAAUGCAUUAUCUUAGUAUAUCAAGAAGGAACUGUCAGGCACACAUUAGCAAUGGUUUGUUAAUGUCCCUGUCAAAGUUGUACCUACUUUCCUUCCUUGUUUUCUUCAGGGGCUUUCUUCCACUUUCAUCUCAUGAAACAAAUGAAUUGAUUGUUCAGCUGGGUUAGCUUUCCAAGUCCAUCUUUCCAAAAUGAAAGGUUAGUCCCAUAGACCACUGGGUAUCCAGGGAAAUUACUCUUUACCUCCUCAUGGCCUGGACGGUAGGUGUUCCCAGAUUAACUCUCUGGCAAUUCUUAGUAUGGAUUUUGAAUUCCAGACUUCUUUAUAGGAGAUGUAUAAAAAGGAAUUUGUAACAUACAGAAAUUAUACUGCUCUUCCCAGUAAGGGACGGAAAGGACAUUUUAAAUCGUUACAUUUUAGAUGUUUUUGUGAACUAUGAAUAUCUCCUUUUUCCUCUCUUCAUGCUAACCUGUCUCUAGAUAAAAUCUCAUUUCUUCAUGCAUCGGACCACAAGGCAUGAAGAGGUAGCUCAGACCCACUGAGACCGUGUUCUGCAUAAUCUUUGAAAGGCUUCCAUUUCCAUUGAAAACAAAUCCAUGAGAUAGAGGGAAAGUCUAGUAACGAUUUUCCUGUUUGCUCCUAGUGACACAAAUAAGUUUUAGGGAUCUACCCAAGGGAUAGGUCUACUCCAAAACUUAAUUUUAUAAUUCUAUGAUUUCCCAAGGCAUAAUGUGACCCUACUGUCAGCUAGAUGUCUUAUCUUCAAAGAAUGUAAGCUUUAAGGACUUCCCUUAAAGAACCAAUCUAAAAAUACUCCUAAAACGGCAGAAACUUUUCAAAUUAGAAAUUGAGUAAUUUUUAAGAAUCUUGAAAGAAAUCAUUCAUUUGUCAUGGUCUUUUUCUUUCAUUGAGUUUUAAGAGUUUUAAUUUAGAGUAGCAUGCCAAGGAGGAUGUCCUUGGACUUUGACUUAGGGGAUCGUGCUUUGGCUUGGGAAUAAGCACUGGCCUGCAUGCCCAGAACCUAAGUGAAGGCAGUCAGCAUCCUGGUAUGAAUCGGACCUAGCAGAAAUGUAAAUUACUUAAAAGUGCUUUAGAGUUCAGUUUUCUCAGUGACACCCUGGACCCUGGAUGCUGCUGUCUAAAGUGCAUUUGGUCCAUGCAGUUCUAUGUCUUCAUAUAACUGGGGCCUUGUGAGGUUGCAAGCAAUGGGAUAAGUGAGAAAGAAAGGAUGCGUGGAGGAGUAAAAUUUGAACGAGGCUAACGCAAUGUUUUGCUGAUAGAUUACAUUGUUAGGGAGCUGGUGGUUUGGGGGCAUGGUUUUAUCAUUGGCAGCUUUUCAAUGGAAAUUGAAGGCAUCUCUGUUAGGCAGAUGUGAGUGCCCAUGAUCUUGUAUUUAUCAGUGCCAGACAGUGUACUGGAAAAGCAGGUACCCCAGUGAAACUGGUCUGUACUUGGUUUAACAGCUCCAACAGUUUCAAAAUCCGUGGGGCUGCUUGUCCAUAGACCCUGUUUACUGCAUGCCUGUUCAAAAGUCAUUUUGACGUCUAGCUUCGUUUUGCCUUUUUCCUUCAUAUUCCGUGGCUUUUUCUUACAUUUCUCCCAGACCCAGAUUUUUUCACCCCUCUGCAUCACAGACAACCAAGUAUCUCCCUUGGCCCCUCCUCCAUCCCCUCAUACCCUGUGCUCCAUUCUCAGCCGUUUGGACAGGGAACCCCGCUGUCACCAAGGAGCCCAUGUGAGACACACUGCUGUGACUGCCUCUUGUUAAUGUCAGCAUCACCUCAUCACUUAGGCAAAAAGGAAAAUCCAUAAAAGAUGGAAAAUACGUCUCUUUUUCAUUUUAUUCUACUUUAAGAAGGUUGGCUGGGGUGGGGGGCAUGUUAUUCUAGGUCUUCAAUUUCUCAUAGAUUUACCUUAAACUAAGGCCAUUCUUUUGAUAAAUUUGUACAUCAGACCGGAUCACCAGCUAUGAUGCAGAAGGCUAAAUUUUUGAAUCUCAAGUAACUUUUUAUGCUGCUGGACAAAUCGACUUAAUUCUGUGCAGGCAAACACUUUGAAUCAUAAGGCUUUUUAUUGCCAUUCCAUUCUUACUACUACUCAUGAUUCAAGCAUCUACCCCUGUUCUGAAUCAGGACGUUGACACUUUGUGAUUAUUUUCAGAUGAACAGUAAGUGCUACACUCUUGAAAGCACUUAAAGUGUGAGCAUGUCCUAAAUUGUCAACCAUUUAACCUGGUAAAACAUAGGCUUUUCUGUUUAAUUAUUAGACCAAUCUGUAGAUAUAAUCUGAAAGGGUUUUAGGCAGUAAUGAAGACAGUUGGGAAAGGAGAAGGCAGUUUAAAGACAUGAAACCUUAUGUUACAUGCCCUUCGAUACUUUUAAGCAUAAUCUCAUUGGAUUCAGGUAUUUUUCCCUUUGCUUAAAAAUAGGUAUUUCUAAUUUGUUUGCAUAUUUAAUUUUGUCAAAGCUGAGAAAUGUUCAUGAGUUUAUAAAUGUCAUUUGCAACCAAAUGAAGUAUUUAUUUUUAAAAAGAAAGGUUGAAGGAACUGAUUUGUACAUAAUAAAAAUGUGUAUAUUUUUUUUCCUCCUUGACAGUACUUGGUCACCAUAUCAAGUGUAUUUUUGUACAUAAUAUAUAUUGAUUAGAAAAGUGUCAGUUGUCUAUUCAAGAAAAUUCUAUCUCUGUGAUAAGUUAUAUUUAUCCUAAUCUGUUGAUACCUCCAUUCACUUAAGAGAUAGAAUUAUAUUUUUUGGAAUUUGCAGAGAAUUGCAUUCAUGGCUUUCAAUUGUAAAUAUGCUAAGGGUAUUUUAAUAAAUCUGGGUUUCAUGUCCA